AUGGUCCAUGUGGAGACAGUGACAAGUGGUGUCCCUCGGGGGUCAGUGCUGGGGCUGAUGCUGCUCAACAUCUUUGUCAGGGUCACGGGCAGUGGGAUCAAGGGCACCCUCAGCAAGUUCACUGCCAGCACCAGGCUGUGUGGGGCAGUCGACUCGCUGGAGGGAAGGGAUGGCAUCCAGAGGGACCUGGACAGAUGUUCAUUUUAUCUGCCUGGAUCUCAGCUGGCCUUCAGCACAGAUGUUACCAGAUAUUUUGCAUUUAACGACUGCACUCUGAAAGGUGACAUUUGCAUCUCGGAUGAUGAUGAUGAUGAUGAUGAUGGUGAUGAUGAUGAUGAUUACUACUACUCCUCCUACUACUACUCCUACUACUACUACUCCUACUACUACUACUCCUUCUACUGCAAAUAUCUGCUUGGAUCAGAUCAAAACCCAGGGAUUAACUACAAACUACACAUCCCAGGUGCUAAGACUUAUUUAGCCAGCUGGCAUCUUGUACAUUUUCUUGAAGAAAAGAUUACAGAAAAUAAAAGCUACAGCUGGGAAGGUUUAGGACUGAGAGAAGUUCCUGUGACACCUGUCACAACAAAAAUCCUCAAUUUCAGCUUCAAUGUGCUCCCUUCCCUCCAGAAUUCAACCUUCUCUGACCUGAAUUCUCUUCUCUACUUGGGCUUAACAAGGUGUUGGAUCAGCUGGGUGCAUGUGUGCUUUUACAGCAACAGGCAGCUGAAGACAGUCAUGCUGACCAGAAACCAGCUUGUGUUUCUGUCUGACACAGCAUUUGCUGGCCCACGUUUCCUGGAGCACUUAACACAGACAGGAAUAACCAGUAUGUUCUUUAUUCCAGUGACAAAUCUUGACAGCUUAGACAUCUUCACCUUGGGCAGCAAUCACAUCUCUUCAUUACUUCCUCCCAACUUUCCCACUCGAAACCUCAACCACCUCGAUUUUCAAAUGAACCACAUGCAAACAAUCACAGCAGGAGAUGUCCAAGCUCUGCAGAAGACCAGUGAUGUAACCCUCAUCCUUAAAGGCAAUGACAUGACAUACACUAAACCUGGGUCUUUUCAGUCCCAUUUCUACAGUUUGGCCUUGGUGGGCUGUGUUGACAUCCCUGCAGUCCUGGCUGGGUUACAGAACUCACAGACCCUCUGGCUGGGAACGUUUCACAGUGUGGAAAAGGAGCCCUGCAUAGGCCCAGGUAUUUCACAAGGCCUCUGUGGUAUCUCUGUCGAGCAUCUCUAUCUGCAGUUAUAGCACUUCAGAAAUCUAAAUGCUGACACAUUUCAGUGCUUAGCCAGGCUCCAAAAGCUGGACCUAACCCAAACCCACAUCCUUGCACUGCCUGGCAUCAGUGGCAUGAGCUUGCUAGGGGAGAUGGUUCUCAAUGCAAACUGCUUUGAGCACCUCUGCAGCACCAGCUCUGCUGCCUUCCCCUCCCUCACCCACCUCCACAGCAAGGGUAACUCACAGGUUCUGCAGCCAGGCUCGGGCUGUUUGGGGAAACUGGAAAAGCUUCAACAUCUAGAUUUAAAUCAGAGUCACACUGAAAAUUCUGACUUGCUGUAG
Molecule: messenger RNA, 1569 nt
Organism: Hirundo rustica (Barn swallow)
Lineage: Eukaryota; Metazoa; Chordata; Aves; Passeriformes; Hirundinidae
Gene: CD180
Product: CD180 molecule
Cellular component (GO): voltage-gated potassium channel complex
Molecular function (GO): voltage-gated potassium channel activity; transmembrane transporter binding; potassium channel activator activity
Source: RefSeq, a predicted model, not a curated record